AGAUUCGGGAACGGCUAGCUUGAUGGCCGCAAGAUGGCGCCGCUGACUGUUAUCAAGCCUCAACCAGAGGCCGUCGAGUUCCGCACAGCUCGAGAUGGCUCGCUCACCGCUUGGGUGCGGCUUCAGAACACGUGGGAAGGCCAAGUGGCCUACAAGAUCAAGACCACCUCGCCCAAGGAUUUUACCAUCAAGCCCGCGUCUGGCUCUAUUCGGAUGGGAGAGUUUCACGACGUGCAGAUCGUGCGGAAAACAGCCGAAGAAGGAGGUAGCCCAGAAAGCAGCAAGAAGGUGAAAUUCCUGGUCCAGGCAGCGGCCGUGACCACACAGGCGCAGAAGCUGCUACUCUACGCGGCGGACAAAGGCAAAGCGGCGGGGAGGACCAAGUUUUGGGACAGCAUCCCCAAGGAGGAGCUGCAGGAGCAGCAGCUGCCGGUGAAGCUUGAGGAGCGGGACGAGUUCCACGACGCGGUGGAGGAGUCCCAGGAGCAAUCCGUGGACGCCACGGUCAGCGAGCUCUGGAAGGCCCGGAAGGCCAGAGCGCAGGAGACGCAUCGCCACUGCUCAAGCGCAAAUCCCGCGGGCGUGACCGUCGUGCAAAUUCCUGAGGAGCUGAAAGCGGCCAAGUCAGGCGAGGCCUUGGAGGAAGGGCCGCCUGGUGGCGCGGCUGGCGCUGGUGGCGCGGGCGGCGCUGGUGCUGGGAGGGGCUAUGCGGAGCCCGCCUUUGAGGACGCUAAGCCAGUGAGGGAACUCCGCGAAGAUGAGCUGGCGCAGGUGGCGGCAGAGAAGGCGCCUUUGCGGCAGAAAGGACCUGCUCCAGGCAAGCUGACGGGCCAAGACAUGGAUGACAUCGUCAGCCGCAUGACCAAGCAUGGCCCAGAUGGCAAGCCCGUGGUUCAGGUGACCCGGCCAGCCCCGGCCCCCAGUGAAGGUGAGGUGGCUGCGAUCGGCCUAUCCGAGGGCCCAGCGCCGGAGGCCGAGCGCAAGCCCCUGCAGCUGGCUAGCAGAGCUCAACAGCAGAAUCAGAAGCACGACAUUGUCCUGCAAGGUCACUCGCGGCCGAUCACUUUCAUUGCCUUCGACGUUUCUGGAAAAGUGCUCUUCACUUGCGGAAAGGACAAGCUUGUCAUUGCCUGGAGCGUGCCGGAGGGCGAGUGCCUCCGCAAGUACGAGGGGCACAGGGGCGCUGUGUGGGCAUGCUCCCUGAACUACGACGAGGGCUUGCUUUUGACGUGCGGCGCCGACAACUUUGUCUUGCUCUGGCAGGCAGAAACAGCUCAGCUCAUGUUCGAGGUGGAGUUGCCGGGUGUGGUGCGGUGCGUGGAGUGGUCCCUCGGCCUUUGUCUGCGCUUCGCUUGCUGCUGCAAUGGCUUCAAGGCGAAGCCUGCGGCAGUUGGUGUCUUCGACAUUUCAUUGGAGGCCAUGAACUCGAGGUGCGUCACUUCCAUCGAAGCGCCAAGGCUGCCCUCGGCGGCCACGCAGGUGGCAUGGGUUGGACCUUACAGGGAGUGGCUGUGCUCGGUGCAUGAUGGCGGCUUGGUGGUUUUCUGGAACGCCCUCAGCGGCUCUGAGCUGUACCGAUUGACUGCGCACGAGGAGGCCGUGUCAAAGAUAGCGGUGCCGGCAGACGGGCGGCUACUGGCUUCAUGCGGGCGGCAGGACAUGGAGGUGAGGCUUUGGUGCCUUGCGAAACCGGGGAGUGAGGAUGGUAGCGACUCUGAUGACAUGGGAGGCGGCGGACCUGCACCAGAACUGAUGCGAAGCUUCACCUGUGACCGGCCUCUGAACUGCGUGGCCGUGCGCCCGUCGCUCACCUUCAGCGAAGCCGCUCUGGAGGAGGCUGACGGGGGUAGCUGUAUGAUGUUGGCUGGCGGUGGCCAAGAUGCUCGCGAUGUGGCGCUGGUUGGUGCAGGCACAGACGUUGAUCAGUUUGAGCCGAUCCCCCUGAGAUUCCAUCGUGUGUCGCCUGAUGCGGCGUCGGGUUUGGAGCCCUGCCCUGCAGAAGGAGCGUGGGAUUCAAAGCUUCGGAAGGGAGGCCACUUUGGACCUUUGCAUGCUCUAGCCUUCAGCCCAGAUGCGAAGCUGUGUGCCAGCGGCUCCGAGGAUGGAAACGUCCGCCUAAGGGAGCUUCACUGACUGGGUUGCCACAC
Effrenium voratum is the source of this 2147-nucleotide messenger RNA. The record is from the annotation of a GenBank genome assembly. NCBI's taxonomy places the organism in Eukaryota, Dinophyceae, Suessiales, Symbiodiniaceae.